AUGGAUCACUUUUCAUUUAAUUUGGGAAAGCCUCGUCAUGAAAUGACUGAUCGACGCAAUAUCUUUCAAGUUGACAUAAAGCCUAGAAGCGAAAGUUCAACAGAUCCGAUCACGAGAACUCAACGACCCAUUGUAACGGGUACGUCAGUGAUUGCUCUUAAAUACCAGGAUGGUGUAAUGUUAGCCGCAGAUAAUUUAGCAUCCUAUGGUUCCCUUGCUCGCUUUAAGGAUGUCGAGCGUCUUUAUCCUGUUGGUGAAUUCACGGUAAUUGGUGCAUCAGGUGAUAUUUCUGACUUCCAGUAUACGAAACAUCUUUUGGAUGCCGAAAUGGUUAAAGAAUAUUACAUAAAUGAUGGCCAUGUUCUUGGUGCACCACAUAUAUAUGAAUAUUUAAGUCGUGUUAUGUACAAUAGACGGUCUCAAAUAAACCCUCUUUGGAAUGCCUAUGUUGUUGGUGGAUAUCACAAUGGAGAAGGAUUUCUCGGAUAUGUUGAUCUACUAGGAACAACGUAUAAAUCUUCUAGUAUUGCUACUGGUUUUGGUGCUUAUUUAGCUCAACCCAUUCUUCGAAAGGUUGUUGAAGGUCAUGAAAAUACUCUUUCAGAAGAAGAAGCCAUAAAUGCUAUUGAAACGUGUAUGAAGGUCUUGUUCUAUAGAGAUGCAAGAAGUCUUAAUAAGUUUCAACGUGCCAAAAUUACAGCUCAAGGUGUCGAGAUUACACAGCCUUAUUCAGUGGACACUGAGUGGUCAUUUGCCGAGGGACAAUAA
Messenger RNA from Cetraspora pellucida, 768 nucleotides. The record is from the annotation of a GenBank genome assembly. NCBI's taxonomy places the organism in Eukaryota, Fungi, Glomeromycota, Glomeromycetes, Diversisporales, Gigasporaceae.